UUCAUCUUCUUCAAUGUCUGGUGAAACUAGAGACUUCUUCUUCUUCAAUAAUGACCAUUUUCUCCUCAACAAUACCACUCAUGACUCUAAUUCCUCAAUUGGGUUUUCAUUUCUAACUAAUAAUUCAUCUUCUUCUCUUUCUAAUUCAUCACAAUCUGCUUCAGCUCAUCAUGAUCAUCAUGAUCCACUAAUAGCCCGGUUUGAUGAUCAUCCUCCUUUCAUGAGCUUCGCUGAUACCCUACAAGUGGGCUCGACCACAGACUAUAAUUCUCUAUCCCGAGCAUUUGGUUUAAUCUCGCCUAAUUCCCCGAUAAACAAUCAUCCAAAUUCAUUGGAUCAACAUGUCCAACUUGAGCAGAAGCCGGCGCCUGUUACUCCACCAAACAGUAGUUCGGUUUCUAAUUCAUCAUCGAGUCAUGAGGUGGGAGGGGAAGAUCAUGAUGAAUCUAACAAGACUAAUAUCACUAAGUCCAAAGAGAUCAAUCAUCAUCAGCUCAAGGCAGGCUCUUCUGAAGAAGGAGCUGACAGCUCCAAGAAAGUCAUGAUUAAGAAGGCAAAUAAGAAGGUAGAAAAGGAGAGGCAACAGAGAUUUGCAUUUGUGACAAAGAGUGAAGUUGAUAAUCUAGAAGAUGGAUAUAGAUGGAGAAAGUAUGGUCAAAAGGCUGUUAAGAACAGCCCCUUUCCAAGGAGCUAUUACAGGUGCACAACUCAGAAGUGCAUAGUGAAAAAACGCGUGGAAAGAUCAUAUGAAGAUCAGUCGACUGUGAUCACAACGUACGAGGGACAACACAACCAUCAUAUUCCCUCGACACUAAGGGGAGCGGUUGCAGGGUUAAUGAUGCAACCCUCCAUGCAUAUGGGACAAAUUGGAGGAGGAUCCACUAUGAUGAGCUUUCCUUAUGAUCAAUCAUUCAUUGAACAAAUGGCUCCAUUAUACUUGAACUCUUCUUCAUCAUCAUCAACUUAUAAUACUAUUGGAAGUGGCUCCCAAAAUGGCUUAAUUAGUGCACCACUACUCCAACAGAUUCAUCAUCAGCUCACUGACUAUGGACUUUUACAAGACAUGGUUCCUUCCAUGAUCCUUAAACAUGAUGAUCAGCCACCACACAACUAACUCUAGCUAGCUCUAUAUUAAGAAUAACUUGACUAUAAUUAAUAUAUAUAUAUAUAUGUAUGUAAUAUAUUAUACAUAAUUAUGUUCAAUUUUCUCUGGCUUGAGCAAGUAGGAAAGGAUUGGAGUUUAAUUUUCAUGGUUCAAUAUGUGGUGCACGA
This is a messenger RNA of Impatiens glandulifera, 1272 nucleotides long. Its product is annotated as WRKY transcription factor 71-like. Gene Ontology annotation, molecular function: sequence-specific DNA binding; DNA-binding transcription factor activity. NCBI's taxonomy places the organism in Eukaryota, Viridiplantae, Streptophyta, Magnoliopsida, Ericales, Balsaminaceae. Bases 14 to 1114 code for a protein of 366 amino acids. The record is from RefSeq and is a predicted model, not a curated record. The transcript has 3 exons. Gene Ontology annotation, biological process: regulation of DNA-templated transcription.